GUCAUACAGGAAGAACGUUCAUUGUUUUGGCGUUUCCUGAUCUGCAUCUGUGGAGUCUCGCCCAUUAAAAAACAACAACAACAAACAUCUGAAAGUCGAUACAUUUCUGGUAUCUGUCACCAUGACUCACUGGUUCCACCGAAACCCCCUGAAAGCAACAGCACCCGUGUCCUUCAACCUGUAUGGAGUGGCAUCCAGCCCUGCUGCCAAUAAGAUCUGCAAUGACCUGAGAACGGCACGGGCCAGGCUGCUGGACAUGUUCACAGAUGCCACGUGUACACCUGAGAUCAUGAAGAAAGCCAGUGAUGAAUAUUUUGCUCUUUUACAGGGUUUCAUUUUGCCGCUGGAUGGAACCACACAAGAGAACAAGCUUCGCUUUAUCCAGAACUUCAAAUGGACAGACACUUUACAGGGAAAUAUUGCAAGUGCUCAGCAGGAUGCAGUUUUUGAGUUUGUGUCAAUGGCAUUUAAUGUGGCCCUCUGGUACACUAAGUUUGCAUCCAGGCGGGCCGGAAAGGAAAACAUCACAGAGGACGAGGCCAAAGAUGUUCACAAGAGUUUGAAAAUCGCUGCUGGUAUAUUUAAGACUCUUAAGGAGACUCAUAUUCCUCGUCUGAUCACUCCAGCAGAGAAGGGUCGAGAUCUGGAGCCCCGAGUCAUUGACGCUUACAUUGUUCAGAGUCAAGCUGAGGCUCAGGAGGUGACCAUUGCCAGAGCCAUUGAACUGAAGCACAAUGUCUCCCUGAUAGCAGCACUGUCGUAUGAGACGGCAAACUUCUACCAGAAGGCCGAUCACACUCUAAACACGUUGGAUCCUGAAUGUAGCAGUAAAUGGAAGAAAUACCUGCAGCUCAAGCAGCACUUCUAUAUGGCUUAUGCGCACUGUUAUCAUGGACAGACUCUUCUUGCGGGUGAUAAGUGUGGAGAGGCCAUCAGAUCCCUACAAGAGGCUGAGAAAUGUUACUCACGUGCUGAAGCGUUGUGUAAAGAGUACCGUCAGAUGAAGGGUCCCGGCAGCACGGCCAAACCCUCCGAACAGCUGUUCUUCAGGAAACUGGGGACAUUCAUAAAGAACACACUGGAGAAAUGCCAGAGAGAAAACGGCUUCAUUUACUUCCAUAAGGUUCCUGCUGAAGCUCCAGCGCUGGAGUUGAAGGCCAGUUAUGGUUUGGCUGAACCAACUCCAUUUGAACUCCCGGCUCUCAGCGAUCAGUGCACACCUGAAGUCUACGCGACCUUUGACCUCACUAGAGGCCCAAAAGAUGACAAGGCAAAAACAAAGCCUGAUGAAGAGAUUAAACCAGUGAAGGAGCCCGAUCUGAAGCCGCAGAAAGACACGGGCUGUGUGAUCUCCUAAACACCUGAAGAAACUUAAACAAACAGGUCCAGCAUGUGCAGGAGAUGUAGAUGAGGGUCUGUUCACUUUGCCUGUAAUCAAACACAGUUACUCUAUUCUAGUGUAAAUCUCUGCCCAAAUACAUAACAAUAUAACAUAGUGAUAUAACAGUGGAGUCUGUCUGUGUUUCAUCUAUAGAAGACAGAAUUGAGUAUCCAGUCACAUAUCUGAUGGACAAUGAAUCAAUUAUGACUGUUUGAUUUGCACUUGAUUAUCUCUUUGUAGUGUACUCCAGAUUAUUUAAAAGGUUGGUUGGGUUUUUUUCUCCAUUCAUUAGAGCGUAACUUGUAAAAUAUUUUAGGAAUGUUCAUAUAUUUUAUGGCACUGUUGGUCAUUGCAAAAGACAAAAAAUGCAAAUAUUAAACCGUCCUUAAGAGUAAAUCUCACAAAGAAAUAUCCAGGUCAUAUUUCACCCCAAAAUCAAAAGUCAAUUUUUAAAACCAUUAAGAUUUUUUUGCAUUGUGACAUUAUUUUCAUAACAUUUCACAGCCAAAUUCUUAUGGAAGGCCAAAUUACUCCAAAUUAAAUAAUUAAAUAAAUAUUUAAACAAAUCAUUAAAUGCAUAAAAAAAAUAUUUUUUAAACUAUAAAAUCAUAAAAUUAAUUACAACAUACUAACAUUACUAAAUAAAUCAAUAAAUGCCCCUUGUAUUUCAUUUUAGCACUUUAUUGUGUCCAUUUUCAUUUUAGAAUUAUCUUUGGAUUGGUUUAUUUUUAAUUUAAGCACAAGUUACAUGUCUUUUCAUUUACCUUUUCAGUGUUACAAAAAUCACUCAACACUAAUGUAAUAAUUGUAUAACUUUUAAUGAUUUCGUUUGUGGUUUUUAUUUCAUUUUCUCAUGUUCUUAAUAAUUUAUUUAAAUGUUAAUUUAAUGAUUUCAUUUUGAGUAAUUUGGCUCUCCAUAAAUUCUCAUUAAUUGAAUGCAAAAUCGUAUAUUAUAUAAAAUAUUAUAUAUAAAUGUACAUAUAUUUUUAUAAAAAUAUUAUAAAAAUAAAAAUACAUUCAAUUCAAUACAAUAAAUACUACAAUGUUGAAACUGAAAAUUGUACUUUACAAAUAUAAUGUUGCAUUUUAAAUAUGCAACAUUAUAUAUUUUUUUCCCCUUCACAUUACAGCAAAGAGAAAUGGUGGUUAAAACAUGCUUAAUUGUUUAGGAAAGUAAUAUCACAAUUUAAAUAAAUCUUAUCAGACCUAAAAUUGGCUUUAUUUUCUUCAUGCAUAAAAAAAAUCUGGAUAUAUAUAUAUAUAUAUAUACACACACACACACAUAUUACACACACAAUUUUAAUUUAGUGUGGUUUUGCGGUGAAAGGUGACCCGGACAUUACUGGACAGUUUUCAUGACAUUCACUCUUAUAAAAAGCAGUUAUUAACAAAAUAAAACAACAGACAGCUAAUUUGAUUGUCACACUCCCUUGUGAAGAUGUAUAAAGAUUAUCAUCCAUAACCCACUUAUUGCACUGAGAAAUAAUAUCUGCUGUAUGAUGAACAUUUGUUUGUGGAAGGAGAGGACAAGCACAUCUUUAUUUUGGGUCACAUUAGAAACAAAACCAGCUGUUUUCCAUUUUUAAUGGAACGCUAACCAGUCAAAUUUGAUAUAGUCAGAGUAGCACAUGAAAAUAGUCCCAGAUCAGGUUAUCAAGACUAAACAUGUCAGAGUUUGGCACCAGAUAUCGUCCCCAGCAGAGUGUUGUGUAGUGCCAUGUUGAUUGGGCAAAGAUUAUAAUCUUACCAUCUAAAUGUCAGCGUUUAGUGGACUUCCAUAUGUGGAUAUAUUUAAAGUCAUUUUUUCAUAAAUGCAUUUGAAUGCAAAUUUGAAACAUGUCAUAAGGAUUGUUGUGCUGUAAAUACUUUAAAAUGCAGUUGUGUCAUUUGAAACUCAUCUUGAUGCCAUUUUUCAAUUCAGUUGUUUUGUGCUGCAUUUAUUUGUUUAGUUGUUGUUUUUCCCCCCAAAUACUGAACACUGGACUUUUGAGAUCAUGUCAUUGCUGCUCCCUUACUUUUUAGGCCAUUCUUUGGAAAACUUCAACAACUAAAGUUGGUAAAAUUGUCAAGAAAAGUGCACUUUCAUAUUGGAUACAAAUAUUUAAGCACAGGUACAUAAAAUGGUACAAUGUUUGAAUUGUAUGACUUGGUUUACACAUUUUAAUGGUAAUUUUGGCCCCUAUUUUAAUUCAUUCACACUGCAGACUUUGAUUUUUGGAAUAACACAUCGAAAAUUGUGUGAUCACAAUUGUGAUCCAUUUCAUCAAAUUACAGAUUUUGCUGUAUAUUUAUUUAACACAACUCUGGACACAACAAGACUUUCUUCAGCUGUUUAGAUGACACUCCAGGAUUUCAUUUUGUUACUGUAAUUGAUUUUUUUUUUAACCUAUGCAGUGUUAUGGAUAGUAUUCAUCAUAUACUCACAUAUAAUGAUGUCACUGUCAUGCAUUUAAUGGUUUGUCCCAUUAAAAUCAACUAUGUUUGUGUUGC
Messenger RNA from Myxocyprinus asiaticus (Chinese sucker), 3871 nucleotides. RefSeq names its product BRO1 domain-containing protein BROX-like. Bases 122 to 1357 code for a protein of 411 amino acids. The record is from RefSeq and is a predicted model, not a curated record. The transcript is spliced from 13 exons. NCBI's taxonomy places the organism in Eukaryota, Metazoa, Chordata, Actinopteri, Cypriniformes, Catostomidae.